Messenger RNA from Striga asiatica, 1038 nucleotides. The record is from the annotation of a GenBank genome assembly. Lineage: Eukaryota; Viridiplantae; Streptophyta; Magnoliopsida; Lamiales; Orobanchaceae.
AUGUGGGGAACACAGUCUGGCACUUUACAGAAGACCCAUUAUCAACCAAAAAGAAGACCCAGUUGGCUUUGUGAUCCAUUUUACUCCGUAGACUCCUACAGACUAGCAUAUGAAUGUGCAAUCAUGCCAAUGAGUGGUGACUCUGUAUGGGAGCAGACUUCCUAUGUUCCUCCCUUACCCCACCUUCCUAGUAAGAAAAAAGGCAGAGGCAGACCCAUUUCUUUAAGAAGAAGAGAACCUGAUGAACCGAGGGGUAAAAGAAAGAGGUCAACUUGUCCAUUCAAGCUUAAGAAACAACAAACAACUGUAAGGUGUUCUAAAUGUCAUGCAACAGGACACAAUGCUCUCAGAUGCAAGGUUACUGCAGCACAACAACAAGAAGCAAAUGCAAAUGCAAAUGCCAAUAUCCCUAUGAGGAGGGAGAAGUUAAAGGUUACUAAGAAAAACACAGAUGAAGUUGGAAAAUCUUGUCAUGCACCACAACAACAACAAGAGGUUCAUGCAACUGCCAAUAUUUUACCACCCAGAGAAAAUGAUUUGACGAAUAGUGUCAUCUCAGAUGAGGAGUUGAUGGCAGCAAUUGAUAACUAUACUGAGAUGGACUUCUAUGAACAUGAGCAGCCUCAACCACAAGUUAACAAUCAAAGCAAAAGAGGUGUGGAGAAUUCACAUAUUUUACCACCCACCCAAGAGGAUCUGAUGGAUAGUGUGAUUUCAGAUCAGGAAUUGAUGGCAGCAGUUGAAAGCCAGGUUGACAGCAACAUAUAUCAGUAUGUGCAACCUCACAAGCUAGUUCCUUCUCCAUCUGAGCAGCUGAGAAUGUCUACAAACGAGCCACCUGUGAUUAAUCCUCUGCACACUAAGCUCAAUAUCAGAGCACCCCCACCAAUCACAGGAGGAUAUAGCAGACCAUUAUUCAGUACCAAGCCCAACAGCUCGAAGUCAAUUGUGGUGGAAGGUGGGAAAAAGUUCAUGAACCUUUCUCAGGAAAGCCAAACAGGAGUGCAAAUGAAGAAAGGAAAGUGGAGAAAGAAGUGA